AUGGGCAAGCUCAAACAAGCAAAUCUCCUCAUGGAGGGCAGAAUUGCAGCAUUCCAAGAUUCCAAGCGACAGCGCAACCUCAAGAUCUGGAGUGUCCCUGAGGACAUCACAGAUACAGAAGUCCCUCAUUACAUCCGCCGCCUGCUGAGAAGCGUGCUAUCAUCGUUUAAGGCUAAAGCAAUCUCAAUGGAGAGUUACUUCUGGAUCCCAAAACCAGCUAAAGCCCCAGACUGGGUUCCCAGAGACUUGCUGAUAUGCUUCCAAUCGCUACGAAGUAAGAAGCUGGUACAGGCAGCAGUUCACGAAACACCAACUUAACACUUUGAAGAUUGCGACAUCUCCUUCUUUAACGACCUGACUAGGUCCACCAUGGUAUGGCGACAAUCUUUAUGUCCCAUUAAUCAGCACUUGCGGGACCACGCAGUGGCAUACCGCUGGGGACCCGCCCGCAAACUAACGGUGCUCUACGAUAGGAAGAGAAUCCAGAUACAGCAACAGUCGGAUGCAAGGAAGUUCUUCAAAGCACUCGGGCUGCCUACGCCAGAGACUUUACAGACACCCACCCCAGGCACAAACCCCCAACCCUCGGCCGAGACGUGGGACGUACGUAAUGUCCAAUCUUUUUACCCGAAAGCCAGACCAGCAGCAGUGGAGCUGAACUCGGCCGGCACCUGA
Molecule: messenger RNA, 675 nt
Organism: Pelobates cultripes (western spadefoot toad)
Lineage: Eukaryota; Metazoa; Chordata; Amphibia; Anura; Pelobatidae
Source: the annotation of a GenBank genome assembly